Molecule: messenger RNA, 388 nt
Organism: Anopheles moucheti
Lineage: Eukaryota; Metazoa; Arthropoda; Insecta; Diptera; Culicidae
Gene: SLIRP2
Product: SRA stem-loop-interacting RNA-binding protein, mitochondrial
Exons: 1
Coding region: 1-282 (93 amino acids)
Molecular function (GO): mRNA binding
Source: RefSeq, a predicted model, not a curated record
AUGUCUUCCACCACUGCUGCUGCCAGUACCAUCGCCCGAGGCGUGCAAAAAUUGUUCGUUGGCAAUCUGCCGUGGACAGUCAGCACGAAGGAGCUUAAAACGUACUUCUCCAAGUAUGGUCAUGUCCAGUCGACGAACGUAAUCUAUGACAAGACGACUGGAAUCAGUCGGGGUUAUGGGUUUAUCGUGUUCAGCACGCGCGAGGGCUUCACUAGCGCCACCAACAACCGGUUACACGUGCUUGAGGGACGUGUGCUGGACUUACAACCUGCCUCUUCUUAAUAAUAAGCGUAGGAAUAGUUACAUUUCGGAGGUUAUUAGUCCGUUAAUCGUCUGAAGACAUCCAAUGUAAUCGAACGGAUGAUUUCAUUGAAUAGAAUCUUUAUUU